Molecule: messenger RNA, 1842 nt
Organism: Culex pipiens pallens (northern house mosquito)
Lineage: Eukaryota; Metazoa; Arthropoda; Insecta; Diptera; Culicidae
Product: protein naked cuticle homolog
Exons: 2
Coding region: 32-355 (107 amino acids)
Source: RefSeq, a predicted model, not a curated record
UGUUACGAGUCCUAUCUGCACCAGACGAUCUAUGCGGCGAAAGCUUCGGCAAAGCAUGCGGCCUUUCAUGGUGAAGUUGUCGUCAAUGGUGGAGUCAACGGUCCUGCCAGUCGCGACCCUAACGCCUAGCAGGAUUCUGCAGCACCACGUCGCACACGCCAAGGCUAAUAAGAAGGAACAACGCCUCGCAGUAACCAAUCGGGCCCAUGGUCAUCAGGGGAAACUCAGUACGGCGGUGCUCAACCAGCAGUACCCGAAUCUGUCAGCUGGCGGAAGAGCUGGCCGAACGGUGAGGCCCCCGGAUGGCUAUCGCCCUCAAGCUUGCGAUCUAAAAGCAAAGAGAAUAUCAUCCUGAGAACAGCCAAACUCGACAUCGUAUUCGCUGCAGAUCUCCUAAUGGAAAUCCUCAAAAUCAAAAAGUCUUCAACAAAGAAUGCCUCAUCAGUUCGGCGACCAAAAAGAACAUCCGGACGCACCACACGACCAAAACGAUUUCAACCUCGGCCGCACUCAGUAGAAGGGUACAUCGGCAAGAAGAUCGGACUGCUUAACGACUUGGAAGAUAUGCGGCUGGUGAAGAAGAAAGCUGUUUCGAAAGGGACCAGUGGGGGUAGAUUUAAGAUUAGUUUUGUUUGAUUUUGUUUUUUUCUGUAGUUUAUUUUAGCACACGCUAAGGCAAGUUGGCAAUCUUCCAUUAGUUUUUAAGACUAGCUAGCAUCCCUAGCUCUGCAACCCUCGUUUGGCAUUCUCCAAACCACCGAUCUCUGUCCAGGUCGUGACUUCCACGGCGGAUAUCCUUUGCAGGCCCGUCCAAGUUUAAAUAUAGAAUCUCAACGAGGGGAAGCGGCCACAUCAGGGAAUCUUCCGUUCAACCUUCUCCGUUUUUUACGAUUCCUUGCAUUACUCGUACUUGUGUUCUAACUAUCCGAAUUCGUUCAUUUUCGCAGCUGAUGAGGUAAUAUCUGACGAAGUUGUUCGCUCGAGUUUUAGCUAGUAUUGACCAUGGUCCGCGUAGGAGAUUCUUAAGCAAUGGCCAAUCGCUAACGAAGAGGUCGACGAGCGUGAAUUCCGACAUCGGCGACGUUGCUACAGUACAAGCUAUUUACUGACCGUGCUUGGUCUUCGGCGACUUGCUUCAUGAUUGAUGACUGUUUACCAUGAUUAACCGCUCGUUGAUGGUGUUGAAGCAAAGCUGAUGGCUGUCCCCAAACUUACGCCUCUUGACCUAACCUCCGGCGUAUGUUCCGGAGUGUGUUUACGAUGGCUGCUGGAUCUUUUUUUAGACUGGGAGAAAUCGUCCAAGAUCGGUGACAGGAGGGAAGGCAUUUCCAUGAUGCAUUCGUUCAGAAUAUCGUCGAUAAACUUUGCACACGACCUCGGGGCAGUUAACACGGUCGUCAACACUCCGGAUGAAGGCGAUUCUGGAGUGGCCUUUUCGGAAAAGGUUUUGGCUGGAGCGAAAACUGGAAAAGGUUCUGCGGUACUGUUGGUUGGCGUUUCUUUGCGUGCCAUGAUGAUUUCCGGAAGUUGUAAACCGCAACCUCCCGUGGUCAGGACAGGUCACCGGGGAAACCUUCGGAUGUUUCUUCGAUGUCGACAUUCUUGUGCGUUGUUUUUCGGGCGAGCCUUUUGAGUUCGUCUGUUUUUUAGCAGCAGCACCAUCGUAUUCUGGAUGGAAAUAGACACUGUGUAGCGUGGAGGUAAUCCUGCGUAGACGGGACAGGUACAGUUUUCCUCUUCCGUCAUCUGGAAAAGUGGUCCAUUAGGAUUCGCGGCCGUUCCGGAAAAGCAAAAAUAAAUUUGUCGCAGCAACCACAACAUUUUGUUUGUUGUUUUGGCAUU